Molecule: messenger RNA, 1429 nt
Organism: Rosa rugosa (rugosa rose)
Lineage: Eukaryota; Viridiplantae; Streptophyta; Magnoliopsida; Rosales; Rosaceae
Exons: 3
Coding region: 117-491 (124 amino acids)
Source: RefSeq, a predicted model, not a curated record
UGUUGGAAUUCUACACCUCUCCUUUCAUUUCCUUUUCAUCUUUCACUUGUUCACCAAAACCAGACAAACACGAAGCGAUGUCAUAAUACUCAUGCCGAUCGAUAAAAGAUUUCGAGAUGGACUGUAGAUCUCCCAAUCUGAUCUGGAAGUGGAAUCGCAUUUGUGUUCUUAGCAAGGGAGGAUUUCAUCAUCUGAAGGUUGUGAUUGGUCCUCUCACUUAUCUUUUGGUCUUGCUAGUCAGUGAAUUCGAACAGGUGGAGUGCAUUGGGUUCCUUCCUGGCCUCCUCUUUCAUGGCUCCAAAGGUGUCAUCAGAACUCUAAAUUCAAAUAUUGUAUUUUCGACAAUAGGUGUCAUCGAAGACGAGCACACACACGUCUUGAGCUACAUAAGGAGCCUCAGCAAAGCUCCAGUAGUGACCAAUUGCCUUGCUUCUGGCAUGGAGGGAACAACUUUUGUUAUUUGCUUCAAGACCAAUGGUCAUGGUUUAUGAUCAAGGAAUAGCACAUCCAAAAGAAGUGAGGUGCGUGGCUCGUUAGUAGCAGUGGUAACCUGCAGCUUUGACUUUCUUUGUGAGUUUGAAAGUGCUAUAGAGACGAGACGCUGCUGUUAGGAUUUGAGAGAGCAACGUUGCCGCUGCUACAAUAUGGGGAGGCCUGCUGCUGGGAUUUGAGAGCGCAAGGCCUGCAGCGGAGGCGCUGCUCUGAAAUGUUCAUCGAGACGCUACCCGGCAUGUUCAUCGGGACGCUGGCCGGCAUGUUCAUCGGGACGCUGCCCGGCAUGGUUCAUUUUGACGCUGCCCGGCAUGGUCAUCGGGACGCUGCCCGGCAUGGUAUUUUUUUUGCUUUUUUAUUUGGUAUGGCAUCGUUGAGAGGCUUGUGACAUCAAAAGAAGGUGGAGCAUGGAAGGGAGGGAGUAUCAACCUUUGUGGUGUCUUGGAUAUCUCCUCUGAGCUUUGUCUUCCUCUGCAGCAGGGCUUCGGCUAUUCUCCUUCCUCUCCGCGUCCUAUCUUCUUGCCGUCUCUUCAAGCUGCUCUCUGCUUCUUCAUCACCCUCUCCCUCUUGACGUACAUGGACUUCUUUUUUAUAGGAGUAGUAGAUAAGACUUUGAAUUUCAAUUAGCCUUAAACUCCAAUACUUGCACGGCAACAUAUAUUUUAGCUAGUUGUAUGCUUCCUUUCUUUUAGAGAUAGAUAGGAAACAAUAAUAAUCCACAUGAAGAGGUGGUAUCUGUUCUGGCUCUACACUCCCAUUUCUAUUUGAACGUACGUGUGCACUUCAACUUGUUUUCAACUUCUUUCAAUAGUUUUGUUGUAGAAUUUGAACAAAACUAGAAGGUAGAUAAUGUGUAAAAUGCUAGCUCAAGAGGCAACGUGCUUCUUUUCCUUUUUAUAAUAAUUAUUAUUUUCAUUUUAUUUUUAAUCAAAAGCCU